UCCUUAUUUGCGCCCGGUAUAUACGGCACAGUGUCUAUAUGCCUGCGUUAUCGUGACCAGCCUCAUGCCGUUGUUGGCCUACCAGCUGAGGUCACCGGUGUGUCUGGCCCAAUGUCUCACUCGGCUCGGAUCUGGUGCAUCAAGGUGGUGAUCACAGAUAGCCACACCCGAGAUCUCGUCCAGCUGCCAGUCCCAUGUGCACCCACGGGAGGUAUCAGAGGUGGAGUGAGCAGGUGGACAGCAGCGCGCGGGAGGCAGCCAGCCUGCUGUGUCACCCUACGAACACGAAGCAAUGCCAGAAUGGAUCUGGCGGUGACAGCACUGCAGAACAGCAGCAGCGCAACAUGUCUGAGGCUGGCGACGUAGCCACGCCCAUCCAGCGUCCCACGCGCAAGUCGCAGCGCUCAUCGGGCACGUCAGGCGGCGUCAUGGGCACGACGACAGCGGCAGAUGGCUAUUUCCCAGAUGCCAAGCACAAGUUCAAGAGCUACCGGCUGCGUGGCGAGUACGAGAAGCCAUGGCUCGGUGACCCGGCGCUGAAGAAGACGCGAUGGAACAACUGGAUCGUCGGUGUCUUCAUGUUGCUGGGACUGGGUGGCGCGGGUGCCAUUGCCUUUUUGACCGUGUGGCCUUUCCGGCAGGGCGAGUACUGCCUCAUCUAUGAAGAUGACUUUCAAAAGUUAGACCUCGACAUCUGGUCACACGAGGUGCAGCUCGACGGGUUCGGCACGGGGUCCUUUGACUGGACGACCGUUGACCCGGAGAACACAUACGUCGACGACCAGGGUCUUCACAUUGUGCCGACCCUGACCAACGAGACGACCAAGAUCACGACGGACCAGAUGUACGCCAACUACACGCUGGACCUUCUCAAGGACGGGUCGUGCACGUCUCAGCGCAACAGUUCCUGCCGCAUCCGCUCCGACCCGGACGAGGGCGACAUGAUCCCCCCCGUCCGCUCCGCGCGCCUGUCCACCAAGGGCAAGAAGAGCAUCCGCUACGGACGCGUCGAGGUCGAGGCCAAGCUGCCCAAGGGCGACUGGAUCUGGCCCGCCAUCUGGAUGAUGCCCGAGGACAGCGUCUACGGGCAGUGGCCCCGGAGUGGUGAGAUUGACAUUAUGGAGUCGCGUGGCAACGGCCGUGGCUACGACGAGGGCGGCCGCAACCACUACUACGGCACGCUGCACUGGGGUCCCACCCACAACACAGACGCCUACUGGCGCACGACCAACGCCAAGCAGAUUCGCCGCGGCGACUACUCGGACGACUUUCACACGUUUGGCAUGCAGUGGACCGAGAACUACAUCUACUUCUACAUUGACUCGCGCGUGCACCAGAUCCUCUUCAUCGGCUUCAAGGAGAGCAGGCCGCUCUACGACCUGGGCGGCUUCAGCAAGAUGGCCGAGAACCAGACGCUGCUGGCCAACCCGUGGGCGCAGAGCGAGAGCACGUCCGGAAACGCACCGUUUGACCAGAGCUUCUACCUGAUCAUGAACGUGGCCGUCGGCUCGCGCAACGGCUGGUUCCUUGACAAUGUAGGUGGGAAGCCGUGGAUCGACGACGCGACCAAUGCGCAGUGGUCGUUCUGGAACGCGGCGGACGAGUGGCUGCCGACCUGGGGCGAGGGCGACAAGCGCGGCAUGACGGUCCGCAAGGUGAGGAUGUGGCAGGAGGGUGCGUGUGGCGCGCAGGAACUUUGAUGCAGUGCUCGUUCUACGACUAAUAAUCUCCUAUAUUUUAUCAAUGGUUUGGCGUUCUGGGGCACGGAAUUACAGUUGGGAUCACACAUUGGGCCUUGAAUGGGGAUAGAUACUACAACAACUGCUAAUCAGACAUUGAAUGCACGAAACGUGCACAAAUGAUAAUACCAAGCACUUUGAUUUCAGCUCGCCUGCA
Molecule: messenger RNA, 1896 nt
Organism: Emericellopsis atlantica
Lineage: Eukaryota; Fungi; Ascomycota; Sordariomycetes; Hypocreales; Bionectriaceae
Product: beta-1, 3-glucan binding protein
Exons: 5
Coding region: 195-1700 (501 amino acids)
Biological process (GO): carbohydrate metabolic process
Molecular function (GO): hydrolase activity, hydrolyzing O-glycosyl compounds
Source: RefSeq, a predicted model, not a curated record